Molecule: messenger RNA, 1855 nt
Organism: Drosophila bipectinata
Lineage: Eukaryota; Metazoa; Arthropoda; Insecta; Diptera; Drosophilidae
Product: xylulose kinase
Biological process (GO): phosphorylation; xylulose metabolic process; D-xylose metabolic process
Cellular component (GO): cytosol
Molecular function (GO): D-xylulokinase activity
Source: RefSeq, a predicted model, not a curated record
CUUAGUAUAACCUGUCGACUAAAUUGCUAUCCUAGUAAAAAUUGCUUUCGAUUUUUCGCCAAAUGAAAAUUAAGAGUUUCAGAUACCAUUUUUAGGGCCUUUCCUCCUAUCAAAUGUGUCAUCGACGCUCCGUUGACUCCAGUAGAAACAGUUACCUCGGGAUCCAUCUGGGUUCCCAACGUAUUCGUGCCGUGAUCGUUGAUUCCGAAUUAAAGGUAACUUACGAGUCUGUGGUUAACUAUGAUGUAGACUUGCCAGAAUUCGGAACCAAAAAUGGUGUUAUUAAAAUCGCUGGUUCUGCUGAGUAUCUAUGCAAUCCCGUAAUGUGGGUGAAGUCGUUGGAUAUUUUGAUCGAAUCCCUGGCAACACAGGGGGCUGACCUGCACUCGGUGGUAGCCAUUGGCGGAGCAGCCCAGCAGCAUGGUUCCAUCUACUGGUCCGAUAUGGGGUUGCGCCGGCUAUGUAACCUCAACGCAAUCUUUCGCCUCCACGAGCAGUUGACAGACGAGGCUUUUGAGUUGACGCGCACGCCUACUUGGCGGGACUUCUCCACAGACGUCCAGGUACGCGAAAUGGAGCAUGCGGUGGGUGGGUCUGCCGAAAUGGCAGCCAUAACAGGAUCCCGGGCGCACGCUCGUUACACUGGGCCGCAGAUCAGAAAGGUGUUUCGAAAGUGUCCUGAGCAUUACGAACGCACCAGUAGAAUCUCCUUGCUUUCUAGCUUUUUGGCAUCGCUGCUCAUCGGCGGUAUGGCCGCCAUAGAUUUUACGGACGGUAGCGGCAUGAACCUGCUCGACAUUCACACGAAAGAGUGGUCGCAGAUAUGUCUGGAUGCGUGUGCUCCCGAUCUGGCCCGACGUCUCAUGAAGCCAAUAGCAUCUUCGCGACUGCAGGGGCGGAUCGCCAACUACUACGUCCAGCGCUGGAACUUUCGACCGGACUGUAUGGUUGCGGCGUGUGUUGGUAGCAAGGCUUCAGAGAUGGCCGGACUGCCGGGACUGACAGACUACCUUAUGCUUUCCCUGGGCACGAGUGACGCCAUAUUGAUGCCGUUGAAAGUCGCUCCGGUGAUGUACGAAGGUCACGUUUUGAUCCAUCCAACACGUCCUGAUGAGUUUAUGGGCUUGCUCUGCUUCCGAAAUGGGUCGGUGCCCAGAAAGACUGUUUGCAGGGAUGCAGCGAAUGGCAGCUGGGAAAGCUUCAACCAGAUGCUGGACGACACACCUAUGGGCAACAACGGUAAUGUGGCCAUCCACUUCCUUGACCGGGAGAUCGUACCCAGCGCCCAGGGCACGCUGCGGUGGGACGCCGAUAUUGACCCUAUGACCCAGGAGUCCCUGCGCGGGCUUCCGAAGUUCGAGCUGCCAGAGACCGAGGUGCGUGCCGUGAUCGAGGGUCAGAUCAUGCACCACUGCGCUGUCGCCCGCGAAAUGGGCUUUUCUCCGCACGAGAACACCAAGGUGAUAGUGGUGGGCUCCGAUUCGAGUAACCCCCGCAUUCUCCAAAUAGUGGCUGACGUCUUCAACACGCGGGUGUACCAGCGCAGUGGACCCGAGGCCUGCCUGCUGGGGGCGGUGUUUCGGGCUCGGUACGCAUUCUACGAGCACCGUGAGUGCGCCUGCAACUGUCGGUCCUGCCGGUCCUACGACCGGACGUCCAAGCUUAGCUUCGACGAGUUCUUCAAGAAGGUGCCAGACGGGCUGACGCUGGCGGCGGAGCCGACGCCUGGAUGCGUGCAGGUGUACCAGCCCUUGAUAGGUCGAUGUGCGCAGAUGUGUCAGGUCCUGGCAGCCAACCAGCACGACCACUUUGUUGAGCGGGAGGAGUGAGUUAUUAAAAUGGUCGGUGAAACGGA